AUGCCAGUUGCAAUUAUUACAGGCGCUGCCUCGGGCAUAGGUCUAGCCCUAUCUCGCCAAUUCACGGAGCAAGGCUGGAAUGUGACGCUUGCCGAUGUCGAUGUAUUGGGUGGCCAGCGAGCAGCUGAGCAGUUGGGUGAUCAAGCCUUCUUCCACAAAACUGAUGUGUCAAACUGGGAUGAUGUGGCAUCGCUGUAUAAGAAGACGAUUGAAAAAUUUGGCCGGAUCGACUAUGUUGCCGCCAAUGCUGGAGUAGCCGACUUCCAAAGUUUAUAUGAGAAGAAUGAAGGCGAACCACAAAAACCUAACUUGAGGACGAUUGACAUAGAUUUGAAUGGGCAGAUAUAUUGUCUUUAUCUUGCUGCCCAUUAUUUUCGGCAGAACGGAGGGGAUGGUGGGACGAUCGUGUUCACAAGUUCCAACGCUGGGCUGUACAAGCUUCCGACGAAUCCUCAAUACGCCGCGGCCAAAUAUGGGAUCAUUGGUCUGGUGAGAUCUGUGGCCCCCGUAUUCCAGAAAGAAAACAUCAGGGUGAAUUGCAUUUGCCCUGCCUUCGUUCCAACCGGCCUCGCACCAGAGUUUCUGCUGAAGGUUAUGCCGAGCGAACAUAUAACUCCCAUGUCUACUAUAAUGCGGGCAUUCGACAAUUUUGCAAAAGACUCCAGUCUCGUGGGAAAGGUAGCCGAGUGCUCGCAGGGCAAUAUAUUUUAUAGGGAGCAGGUGGAGUAUUGCGAUGAGAGCUCACGCUGGCACGGAGAAGAAAGCUCGAAGCUCUGGGAAGGGGCAUACAAUUGA
Clonostachys byssicola is the source of this 795-nucleotide messenger RNA. Lineage: Eukaryota; Fungi; Ascomycota; Sordariomycetes; Hypocreales; Bionectriaceae. The record is from the annotation of a GenBank genome assembly.